Molecule: messenger RNA, 6250 nt
Organism: Oncorhynchus tshawytscha (Chinook salmon)
Lineage: Eukaryota; Metazoa; Chordata; Actinopteri; Salmoniformes; Salmonidae
Gene: cachd1
Product: cache domain containing 1
Exons: 26
Coding region: 255-4148 (1297 amino acids)
Cellular component (GO): voltage-gated calcium channel complex
Molecular function (GO): voltage-gated calcium channel activity
Source: RefSeq, a predicted model, not a curated record
CCGGCUCACACUUUGCUGGAGUUGGUGCGGGGUGAGCAGGAUAAAAAAAACAGCUAUAGGUGCUUUCACGGAUUUUAUUUUCCUGCCUCCAAUGAUUCCCGAAUAUGCAUUGAUGUCGCGGUUUAAUAUCGAGGGAGUUUGUCUUGAAAGGAGGUCCAGGUUUAGCGACGACGUUGCGAAGUUGUUCCCUUGAAGUUUUCCCCCAAGGGCUGCAAAGCGAAUUCCCUGUUUACUAUUCAACUACCCCAGCCACCAUGGCGAGGCGGGUAGGGGGAGAAGGAUCCGUGAUUUUAACACACAUUCCAUACACGAAUUGGAGUAAGCAGUCGAGACUCCACUGGUAUGACUUCAUGGCGGUUUCUUGGAGCUUUAUGGCAGUCAUGUCGCUUCUAUGUUGUGGGGUUUGUGGUGCCGAAACGGAGUUCUCGAUCUUGGAGGAGGCACAAGUUUUAGCCGUACAAAUGAAAAAACUGUCCUCGCAGGAGCUUGGAGUCUUCAACAUGCAGAGAAUCUUCAACUCAUUUGUGUACACAGAAAAGACCUCAAACAGAGAGACCGAGGUACAGCAGCUUGCGAAGAAGAUCCGUGAGAAGUUUAACCGCUACCUGGAUGUGGUGAACAGGAACAAGCAGGUAGUGGAGGCGUCAUACACAGCCCACCUGACCUCUCCUCUGAACGCCAUCCAGGACUGCUGCACCAUCCCCCCCUCCAUGGUUGAGUUUGAUGGGAACUUCAACACCAACGUGUCCAAGACCAUCUGCUGUGACAGGCUCUCCCCCACUGUCAACAGUCGAGCCUUCAACCCUGGACGGGACCUCAACUCAGUGUUGGCAGAUAACCUGAAGUCCAACCCGGGCAUCAAGUGGCAGUACUUCAGCUCAGAGGAGGGCAUCUUCACUGUGUUCCCCGCCCACAAGUUCCACUGCAAGGGCAACUACGAGCACCGCAGCAGGCCAGUGUACGUGACGGCAGUGCGGCCCCAGUCCAAACACAUCGUGGUGAUAAUCGACCACGGAGUGACCAUUACAGAAACACAGCUCCAGAUUGCCAGAGAUGCUGCCCUCGUCGUCCUCAACUCUAUAGAUGAACACGACAAGGUCUCGAUCCUGUCCUCAGCGGAGGCUGUGCGCUCCUGUUCUCUGGACCAGUGCUAUAAGAGCUUCCUGUCUCCUGCCACCAGCGAGACCAAGAGGAAGAUGAGCGCCUUCAUCACCAACCUCAAGGCCUCUGACAGCCCUACCCAGCAUGCACUGGGCUUCCAGAAGGCCUUCCAGCUCCUCAGGAACACCAGCAACGCCACCCGGAAACUCACCAACACAGACAUGGUGAUCGUCUACCUGUCGUCUGGCAUCACGUCCCGAGACGCAUCGGAGCAUGAGAAGAGAGACACCCUCCGUGUGGUCAAAGAGGAGAACCGCCACCUCAACAACUCCGUCAUGAUCCUCACCUACGCCCUCAUGAAUGAGGGCGUGACGGGUCUGAAGGAGCUAGCGUUCCUGCGUGACCUAGCGGAGCAGAACUCUUUGAAGUACGGCGUCCCGGACCGCUCGGCACUCCCCGUGGUGAAGGGGAGCAUGAUGGUCCUGAAUCAGCUCAGUAACCUGGAGACCACCGUGGGACGCUUCUACAUCAACCUGCCCAACCGCAUGAUAGACCUGUCCUGCUUCAGCCUGCCCUACCAGGACCCCAUGGGAGACGGUUUCAUCAUGACGGUGAGCCGGCCCUGUUACUUUGGCAACCUGUUGCUGGGUGUGGUUGGGGUGGACGUGAACCUAGCCUACAUUCUAGAGGACGUCACCUACUACCAGGAUUCCUUGGCCUCCUACACCUUCCUCAUAGACAACAAAGGUUACACCCUGAUGCACCCUUCCCUCACGCGGCCCUACCUGAUGACAGAGCCUCCCCUCCACACUGACAUCAUCCACUAUGAAAACAUCCCUGGGUUCCCCGUAGUACGGGACAACAUUCUCCGUCUGCCCCUGGGAAGUCAGGUGAUAGCUGUGCCCACCAACUCCUCUCUGUCCUGGCACACCAACCGCCUCCGAGACCCCAGCAAGGAUGCAUACAACGUCAGCUACACAUGGAAACUGGUCCAGGACAAGUCGUUCAUCCUGUGCAUAGUGAACGUCCAGCCAGAGAUCCCUGUGAAACACCUGAAGAACCUGAACACCGCUCCAAGCUCCAAGCUGCUCUAUCACCGCCUGGACCUGCUGGGUCAGCCCAGCUCCUGUCUGCACUUCAAACAGCUGGCCACUGUCGAGAGUCCUACAGUGAUGCUGUCUGCAGGGAGUUUCUCCUCGCCCUACGAACACCUCAGCCAACCAGAGACCAAACGCAUGGUGGAACACUACACUGCCUACCUCAGUGAUAACACACGACUCAUAGCCAACCCUGGACUCAAGUCGUCGGUCAGGAACGAGGUGAUGGCGACCAGUCACGUCACAGAUGAAUGGAUGACACUCAUGGAGAUGAGUAGCCUCAACUGCUACAUUGUGCGCCGUUACAUAGCAACGCCCAAUGGAGUGCUUCGGAUUUACCCCGGGUCACUCAUGGACAAAGCCUUCGAUCCGUCCCGGAGACAAUGGUACCAACAUGCAGUGGCGAACCCUGGCCUCAUCACCUUCACCGGGCCUUACCUGGAUGUGGGCGGGGCCGGAUACGUGGUCACCAUCAGCCACACCAUCCACACCUCCAGUUCUCAGAUGGCCUCAGGGUAUGCAGUAGCAGUAAUGGGGAUAGACUUCACACUGCGUUACUUCUACAAGGUUCUGCUGGACCUGCUACCCGUCUGCAAUCAGGACAAGGGCAACAAGAUUCGGUGUUUUAUCAUGGAGGACAGGGGUUAUUUGGUGGCCCACCCCACCCUCAUCGAUCCUAAAGGUCACGCUCCAGCCGAGCGGCAGCACAUCACACACAAGGAACCUCUGGUGGCCAACGACAUCCUGAACCAUCCUAACUUUGUCAAGAAGAAUUUGUGCAACAGCUUCAGCGACCGCACAGUCCAACGUUUCUACAAGUUCAACACCAGCAUCAUUGGUGACUUGACUAACCUGGUCCACGGGAGCCACUGCUCCAAGUACCGUCUGACCCGUAUCCCUGGCACCAACGCUUUCGCUGGCAUUGUCAACGAGACUUGUGAUUCGCUGGCUUUCUGUGCCUGUAGCACCGUGGACCGCCUCUGUCUCAACUGUCACAGGAUGGAGCAGAACGAGUGUGAGUGUCCAUGUGAGUGCCCCCUGGAGGUCAACGAGUGUACUGGCAACCUCACCUACACUGAGAACAGGAACCCCAGCUGUGAGGUGCACCAGGAGCCCCUGUCUCUGACGGUGAUUGACUCCAGUCUGCAGGACACCCUGCCCCAGUGUAUCAACACCCGCUGCAGCCAACGCUUCACUAGCAGUGACUGUUUUGGCGUGUUGGACUGUGAAUGGUGUAUGGUGGACAAUGAUGGGAAGACCCACCUGGACAAACCUUACUGUGCCCUGCAGAAGGAAUGCUUCGGGGGUAUCCUCGGGGCCAAGAGCCCUUACAUGGACGGCAUGGGAAUGUUGGAUGAGGAGGUAGCGUCUCUGAACAUGAUUCGGAGUGCACCGGUAGGGCCGGUUGCCGGGGGGAUUAUGGGCUGUAUCAUGGUGCUGGUGUUGGCUGUAUACGCCUACAGACACCAGCUCCACCGGCGCUCACAUCAACACAUGUCCCCUCUGGCCGCGCAGGAGAUGUCAGUGCGGAUGUCUAACCUGGAUAAUGAGCGAGAUGAGGACAGUCAUGAAGACAGGGGAAUCAAUGUUUUCCUGUCCCGUCCUGCAGUCAGCAACACACGGUUUAUUGCUGCGGUGAUUGAGAGACACACCCACAGCCCCGAGCGCAGGAGGAGGUACUGGGGACGCUCAGGGACAGAGAGUGACCACGGUUACAGCACCAUGAGUCCUCAGGAGGACAGCGAAAACCCUCCCUGCAACAACGACCCCUUGUCGGCCGGCGUGGACGUGGGGAACCACGAUGACGACCUGGAUCUGGACACGCCCCCUCAGACGGCGGCGCUGCUCAGCCACAAGUUCCACCCGUACCGCCACCCGCCCCACCACCAGCUCCACACACACCACCUGCAGGCAGCAGUCACCGUGCACAGUGUGGACGCAGAGUGCUGAUCCUCUGUACCCGAUCCCUACACAGGCCUCAGCUCUCCUCCAACCCCCCCCCAAGCCUGGCUACAUCACUACUAGCUAUUCAUCCAACACUACCACUACCAACUCCAGACUCCACCACCCAUGUGUGCUCCCACUGUGCCAAGCCAGGGUGAGAGGAGUUGGGCUGGGGAGAACAGAGCAGUCCCCCUCCUGGAGGACUCCUUAAAGUUCACACACUCCACCUCUGUUGAGGAACACUAGCUUCUGUAGCCCAGUAUAGCCCUGCUCAGAAACACGGGGGGUGUGGUGGAGGCCUCUUUUAUUCAAAAGGGGUCUGAACUUGUUUAAAAGUGUAAACAAAGCAUCUCAGAUUUUUAAGAAGAAGAUAACAAAUAAGAAAUAAAGGAUUAUUUUUCUACUAUUUAUUGAACUGGAUUUGAGAGUGAUCAGAUGAGCACCUGACAUGGACCACAGAGUGUCCCUGCUGCACAUGCCCCUCACUUCCUGUUAAGGACACAUCAUGGAGAGGAAGUGGUUAUUCAACACAUAUCUGACACAGGUUAUCCUUUGGAUUAUUUUCAGGAGAGAAUCAGAAAAUCAUUGUUAUUGUUUUGAAGGUGAUAUUUGUUGAAUUCUUUGUCCUGACUGAACAAGCUGAAUACAAUACAUUGUAUCCACUAAUCCACCCUACCAGGCAACCACCAGUCUAGGGCUGGUUUGUGUCAACAGGAUGCUGUAUGACUGAAUAUGGAAGGGGCAUGCCAGGACCCUGACAGAAUGACUCAGACACACAGGAAGAGCCAUUCCCACACGUUGGUGGCCUGUUAUCUGCCUGAACAUUAAGGCAUAGAGCUGGUGAGAGGGCUUGGUUGGUCUGUCUUAUCUGACCCCCUCACACUAACAUCUGGACCUGGUGGGCCAAGCUAUGCCUGAGUGGGACCUAUCACUGUUGAAGAGAGGUGUGUGUGUGUGUGUGUACACAGCUUGUGCAACUGUAAUGGGGUGUGUGUGUUUGGUCUGAUUGUAUGGAAGUGGUCAGAUCAUCUCAAUUGAAAGCAUUAUUACAUGGUUUAAUUGUUUUGAAAGUGUAAUUAGUGAAUAGAGAUCAAAUUAUUUUUGUUUCAGCAGUCCGCCUGAUUAUCUGACGAGUAAUUUACCCGUUAUGAUUUUUUUUUUUUCAUGUGAUUCAUGGAUGAACUUCUCCAAAUCAAGUCAUUAUUGUAUUCAUUUAGUUAGGGUGAAGAAUGUCUUGUGUGUUUUUUUACCCCCAAUCUAUACAGUAUGAAGUGUACAUAACUUAAGUCACAAAUAGCUAUUCAUGUGUUGCACUCCAUAUUUUUAUGUUGGAAAAGAAAUAUUGUGUACUCAAAAUGAUCAGAUAUUCAGAUAUUUGGGUUUAUUGUAAUAUUUUUCAGUUCAUGGUAUGCAACACCUUGGAUGUUAUUAGGGUCUACCUUAAGGUCCAUAUUGGAUGGAAGACAGACUGACAUAGUUGUAUUUUAGACACUUAAAGCUGAAGAUCUUAGUCUUUAAAAAUCUCAUUUUUGUUUAACCACGUAGGGUCAAAAUGUCACAAAAGACAACAUCAAUUGUCAAGAAGAAAUUUUAUUUUAGACUGCAGUGGAACUUUCUCCUUGUUCGUUGAGUUGGAUUCGUUCUAGAAAGGAUAUAGAUCAAUUUCAUUUCAAUUCUUAGAAAUUUAAUAUCGUGUUACUUCCUGAAUUGAAAUAUAAUUGACCCCAACUUUAGUUCUAGAAUACCUUUUCAUUGAAUAAUAAUGCCAUGUCACCUAACCCUAUAGCUCAUAUUAUGGGAUAUUGUGGUACUCUACUCUCACUGUAGGUAGUUAAAAGCAGUAAUUCGUUUUAGUCACAUUUAUCUCCUACUCUCCUGUUCAUAACCACCAGCACUGAAAUUAUAGCACUGGACAUUACUCAUAACACUACACAGCUCUGGGAAUAUACACCCCGAUUUUGUCACUUCGGUUGUUGCAUAUUUCCAACGGUACGGCACCAAAACAUACAGUACCAGUCAAAAGAUUGGACACACCUACUCAUUCAAAGGUUUUACUUUUUUUUAAAACUAUUUUCUACAUUGUAGAAUAAUAGUGAAGACAUCAAAAU